CCAAUCGGAACACCACAUAUACGAGCGUACCAGACUGCAUCGCGCGUAAUCGGCCCAUAGAGUUUCAUUUGUUUUUCAAAAACUAGUGCGCCCUUAGUAUACGAGUGUAGUCGCAAAAUUUUCGGAAAUUUCGAGUUUCGUCCCUUCGUCGGACGAAGUUUAGUGCAUUCGAUCGUGAUUUAUUUGAGGUUAGAAAGUUAGAAUGCUAAGCAAGUGAUAUAAAAAUAAUUUAAAAGGCAUCAAAAUAACUGGAACAGUUUGUUAGUGGCUAUUAAGUGCUUUGACAGACGGUAUUUCAUUGAAAAGUGAUGUGAAAUGUUCGAUACUUGUCAGACAAUAAAUGCAGGACCGAAGUGUACAGAAGUGGCGGAAAAGUUAGUGUCUUUGUUCGGCUGGAGGCAGACUUAUAAUGUGGAAAAGCUGCAAAGAAACGUGCCAGGGAGAGCGACUACUAGGAUUUCAAUAACGAGACCGUCUUCUCUAAAGGAAAAGUCCAUCAAACAGGGCUCAGAUUCGUGGGUGUCAGUUCACAAUUUACAAUCUCAAGGAGGUGGCAUUUUAGAUCCAGACGACAAACUCAAUGACGUAGCAGACGAUAGAGAACAGAUCCUCGCCAGUUUCGAAGAUGGGGAAGGUGCCCAUAUCCAUGGAGGCGGUGACGGAGCCAGUGGGAGUUCGGUCGGAACGGGAAGUCCGGAUAUUUUUCACGAUGGGGAACACAAAUAUGGACCAAACUACCCGCGCACCGACAUAGAAGUAACGGGUGAACAAAUAGCGUCGGGAGUACCAAUUCUUCAGGUCCGAAGAGGGAGUGAACCAAGUCUGAACCAACUACCCACGGGGCCUCCCGCACCCUCGGAUCAUCCGAAACGUUGGAGUGCCGCACCCUUGAUUCUGGAACCGCCUAGUUCAGGAUACGCUAGUCCCGAUUGGAUGGACGACUCCAGGGAAGAGGAAGGGGACCAUAGUUUUAGAAGGAUAGCUAGAGACGGAAGCAAUAGGCUGUCGAUGCAGUUCUUGGGCGUGGACGGUGCUGGUUACCGUUGGGCUGAGGCCGCAGAACGAGCAGCUGCUUCCAGACCACACAUAUCGAGUUCUCUUCCUCGAGAAUCCAGACGAAAAGAGCCUUUGGGACAGGCUAACAAUUCCACGACGAUCGACGGCGAAGAAAUUAUUGUGAUACGAAACGAACCCGGUCCUCUGGGUAUUCACGUCAUUCCAGAUUAUGAUACUUUAGGAAGAGAACGAGGAUUAUUGGUCAAGGGAAUCGAACCCGGAGGAAGAAUCGAUAGGGAUGGACGAUUGGCUAUUUAUGACAGAGUGGUGGAGAUCAAUGGGGAAAACUUGAUCAAUAUGCCAUUCCAGAGGGUACAAGAAUUGUUUAAACUCUCCCUCACUUCUCCUGAAUUAAGACUGAAAGUAAUAAAGACGUCCGGACUUGAAGGUCUUCGAAAACCGCCCCCGCCGAUUUAUCCUAGUUACCCCGACGACAAAGAAAACGUUUCGAUGGUAGAAUGCGAACAAAAACGACACCUUACAGAAAGUACAAAUACUAAAGUGGCGACUGUAUCUCCGACAAAAAAGGUUCCAGCUAUUUCUAAGAAUCUGAAGGGCCUUUUAACAGCCAACACCAGGAAGAUCGGUAGGAAAAUCGAGAUAGAACUAAUCAAGGGAAACCACGGCCUCGGUUUUAGCAUAACGACCAGAGACAAUCCUGCAGGAGGAAAGUGUCCCAUUUAUAUUAAGAAUAUCAACGCUAUGGGUCCAGCAAUAGAAGACGGUAGGCUGAAAAUCGGAGAUAGGCUUCUUGAAGUCAACAACAUAGAAAUGACUGGUAAAACACAAAGUGAAGCAGUAGCUUUACUGAAAAGCUUACCAUUAAGCAGUAAAGUAAAGAUUGUUGUGUCUAGACAAGAGGACGUGGUUGAUACUACACUGCCAAGAAUAAUUGACGUCGACUUGAAAGAAGUCCGCGAGGAGGAAGCUCCUGAAGAUAUACCACCCACCAUUCCACCGCUGCCGCAAAGCCAUCUUCAAGCGCUUCAGAAUCGCACCCCCGAAAAGGGAUCAGUAGCGAAAAUCAUAUCGCAGUUCCAGGAUGCUGUCAACGGCAAUCCUUCCGACCAAAUCGACGAAACGAUGGUGUUCCCAUGGAAACACCGCGAAAUCCUAACCUUCAACAUCCCCGUGCACGACUCCGAAAAGGCCGGUUUGGGUGUAAGUGUGAAAGGUAAAACCAGCGGCACCAAAGACCUCGGGAUCUUCAUAAAAGGAGUUAUGUGUGGCGGAGCUGCUUCCAGAGACAACAGACUACGUACUAACGACCAAUUGCUCAACGUCAAUGGUAUUUCUUUGCUGCAACAGACCAACAGCGAUGCUAUGGAGACGCUGAAGAAUGCCAUUCCGCAUACGGAAGGACCUGUCCCGGGUCACAUUACUUUAACUAUAGCUCGACGAGUAGAAUCGCCAAAUAAUAGCAGUAGGAAGAAUUCACUGGAUAGUAUUUUGGGCAAUUCUACUGGCGACUCGCAAGAAAAAAGCGAAUCUGUAAAUAAUUCCGGCAACAGUGGUGAUUCUGCAAACACGGUAAUAUUCAAUCCACAUGGAGGUAUCGGCAAUAUUUCUGACAACAAAGCUCAAGUUAAUACCCAGCUCAAUGGACAGCUCAGCAAUCAACUAAGCCCGAUGCAUACAUGGAACCCUGUCUUGGAACGGUUGACCGGUAACGGAAAGUUCCAACAACAACAGUUGAGGAAUGAGAGUUAUUACAAGGCUACUCACGACACUUGGACGAGUAGCAUGCUUGGAAAUAACUCAUUUGGCAACAUGUCUGGCACUACUGUAAAUAUCGCCACCGCUGAACCUAUUUUAAUAGAAGACGAGUAUGGAUCCAGGGUACUGACCCACUCUAAUCAACAUCAACAACAAAUCAAUGUUCAUAUGACUAACAAAGUCCCCACGAACAUAUCCGACAUUCGAACCGAACACGAGCCGGACGGUAAGGACAACAAGACUAGUUCAUCAGGCAGCAACGGUGAUAAAAGUACAGACACUUCGUCCCAAACGACGAUUCAGUGCACCGACGCAACGUACGCCAGCCAAUUGUCCCUAGAGAAUCCCAAAGGAUUUUCUAGAGAUGCUUUUGGAAGGCAGAGUAUGUCAGAGAAGAGGCAUGCGACGUUGGAUGCCAAGAAUACCGACACAUAUCAGAAAUCGAAGAAGAUUAGGGAGGAGAGGAAGAUGAAAGAAAUAACUGGCUUAGUCCGUGUAGGUUCAGUGGAGUCUGUCAUAAGUGUUAAUAGAUCUGCAGAACAUCCCGAGUAUGCUGAUAAAUUAGGCCAAUUAGGACCAAGUUUAGGCAUGAAGAAAUCUUCAAGCUUGGAAUCGUUACAGACAAUGGUACAAGAGAUUCAAAUGCAAGAAGAAGGCGACCCAGCUUAUAGUUAUAGAGGACCCAAUGGAGCUUUAAAAGUAAUCAGGGGGAAAGGCUGUGAAGAAAGCUUUAGGGCAGCUGUAGUGGAUCCAAAUCACCGAAGUGAGAUCGGAGCCAAAAAGCAUUGGUUGCUUGACGGUCCAAUGGAAAACGAACGAGAAGUGGAUGGCUUCAGCAAUGCUCGAGGAGGUCCUAGGCAAUCUUCUCUGAAUGCAGCUAUUGAUAUAAAGAAUAAAUCAGCAAAGAAGAAACCUGGUAUAUUUAAAGGCAUUGGUUCGAUGUUCAGGUUUGGCAAACAUCGUAAACUGGACUUCCAAACAGCAGAGGCUGCCCAACACUAUCAUCAUACAAACGAAUUCGAUUCAAAUGCCAACGUACCUCAACAACACACCGCAGAUACCGAAAACCGAACGCAAAGUAGUCAACCAGAACGGACGCAAGAGCAUUCACAAAAAGUACCUCAAAAUAGCAACCCCCAGAACCAAAACACUUCCCAAGGUUCUCACCACCAGUCGCAAGGUUCACAGAACUCCCACCAUUCGCAGAGUUCGCAUAAUUCUUCCCAAUCGUCACAUCAGUCCCAGAGCGCUCAUUAUCCGAAUUCGCAUGCGCAGAGCUCUCAUCAGUCAUCAACGACACAUCACCCAUCCCAGAACGUUCCCCAUCAAUCACAAAGCUCUCAUGUGGGAUCUCAGACGCAAGGUUCUCAUUCUCAAAGUCGUUCGUCGCCUACAACAAACCAGAACUUACACCAUUCCCAACAGAGUUCAUCUCAUGGACAUAGAGAACAGCAGCAUAUUAUACGGGAACCGCUGUAUCAAAGGCAUGGUUACUUACACAGGCACGCAGAACAAGUUCAGGUCAUUCCUGAAAAUGCGGUAGCUCCUCCUGUUAAAUAUAGGCAAAAUUCUUCGGAACAUAGAAGGCACGAUAGGGAAGCGCAUAAACAGAGAAUGACCCAAAGACACACAUAUUAUCAAAGCGAUGAAAGAGACGUGUACGAUUUACGGCACCAGCAACCACAGAGGAUAGAUCCAUCAAAUGCUUAUGUAGAGUAUGGAAGACCAGGAAGUAGAUCAGGCAUCACCGACUCAGUUCCAUUUACCCAUUACGUCAACUAUAAGGAACUCCAGAACCACAUUAGCCGCAAUAAAGACACCCUAUCUGAUAGUCAGAUAGUGCAGAUGCGUCUUCAGGUGCAACAGCAAAGAUUAAAGGUGGAGGAGGAAAGUCGAAAACAACAUCAGUAUCAUUCACAGCGCCAAACAAGGUCAGAUAACCAACUACGUCCAGUUUCGAACUACUACGAAUACGAAAGCAUCCAAUCCAUCCUCAACGGAGGCCGAUCCCGACAAAAUGCUCCUCAAACUACCUCCCAGCAACCAUCUCAUUACCAACAAGACGUUAAUUCAAACUCUCUUCCAAGAAAUCAACCAGUACAGAGCAGACAUACGUCUGGUAGAGGAAGAGGUCCCUUCGUGACGCAAGUAACGAUAGGGGAGCAUCACCAAAGUGGGACGAAAGUGUAAUUUUAAUUUUAGACGUACAUUUUAUUUGGUAAUUGUUUUAUACGUCGUAUUACUAUGACGUCAUGUCUGCUUUAUAUUUGAGGUUAGAUUCAAAUCUUGAUUCUAAACAACCAAAUUGCAUAUUCGUUUGUUUUGUACUUUUCAGAAACAUUUGUCGCAUUCAGAAGACGAAAAAGUGACGGAGCGGUUCCGCAACUGUUGGGAAUUCGUUCUCUGAAUGUGGCGCUACUUACGGAACGUGUUACGGAACGGUCGCCAUGACAGUAAGCUUAUUUUAAUUCCGCUACAUCCGUCCAACGUAUGCUACUUUUGUGAAUUUGUCAAUAGACUUUUUGAAAAAUGAUCAAGUACUAAUUAUCAAUUGGAAAAUAGCGCCGACGGUAAACAAUCCAUGGUCUUUGACCAUGCUUAUGAAGUAAAAAUAGUUUAUUGUGCAGAGGCAAGUAUAUAACCUCACAUAGAACAGAAAGUGAUAGGCUGUCACGAAUUUAGGGAGCGGAGUGUUCACAAGACAAAACACAACUGUUACCGCUCCAUCGGGAACUGCUCCCUCACUUUUCCGUCUCCUGAAUGUGACCAAUAUUAAAGAAUACUAUGUGAUGGAAUAACGAAAUGUGGUAUAAAAAAUGCUACAAUAGGCCAAUUGGUUUGUUUAGAAUUUUGUGUCAACAAAAUAUGGCGGCAUGAUGCCACCACUAAUGGAAUGGUUUCUGUUGGAAUUGAUGAACAUAUUGGCAAUAUUGCUACUGAAGUUAAUUUUUAUAAUCGAUUGAUGUUCAAUCUAAUAUCAGUUACUACGUUAAUCGACUGAUAUUCUCAUAUUGAUUUUAAUAAUUGUGUUAUUUAUUGUUCAUCCCUGCUAAAAAUGAUUAUUUAUUAAUUGUUCAAAAAGCACUUUAAAUAAGAUUUUCUUCAAAUUUCUAUAUAAUAUGAUAUUGUCUGGUGCAUUAAAAGAACGCAUCAAUCAAAUUUGUUUUAGUUUUAUGUUUUUCUUACGAAUUUUUAAAAAGAGUGAAUUGCCAGUGGGCCUAGAUACUUCCAAUCAAAAUAAUUCUUAUCGGGUUGUAUAAAUACCCCAAUGUUGUUUAAUUAUUCAAGAUUGCUAAGACAUUUCAGCGUUAAUUACUCUUAACUCUAAAUGUACAUUGUGUACAAAAGUGUGUGUUUUUUGAUAAGAUUUGAAAAAUGAAAUUUGAAAAGAUAUUGAAAAAUGUUUAAUAUUGGAACGCUUUUAUUAUCAAAAUGAUCGAUAGGAACAGCUAUGCAAUUAAUCUUGUGUAAGUAGUAACCGGAAGUAUCUUGCUGGAGAUAUUUGUCAGGGUAUUUUUCAUUUCAUCAGUGUUUUAUGUUAAAAAUCAUCUAGAUUGUCAGGGGCGUUAUGCAGCUAUUUUUUUAUAUUACCAGACAACACUGCAAAGGUGAGGAAUCGUAAGAUCUUGCUCAAUUGUACUCUUCUCACAACCAAACUGUCUUCGAAAAUUUAAAUUCUAAAUAUCGAUGCUAAUCUGUGAUGAUGUUCAACGUGAUGAGCAGCACUCAUUGCACGAACAUGAUCUUGAUGAACAUCAUUCAUUAUUGCAAUUGCCCUCGUAAAUACUCCACCAUUAAUAAAUGGUAAGAUUUUUCUCAAAAUCUGUUUCUUCCUGAUGUUUCGUCUAUACUGGGGCAAACAUCAUCAAAGCAGUGCGAAAAUGUAAUCUAUUGCACCGGUACGGUCUUUUUCCUCAUGGAAAAUUCCAUAAGAAAACGCCAAAAAUUAUGUAUUAUUGUAUAGGAAUGGCAAGAGGUACAAAUUUCUGUUUUAUAAUAUUUUUAUUUAAUUGUUAUGUUAACAAUAUCUAUUUCUAACAAUUUUAAAGCUAAUUGGUUCUAACCAAAGCCAUAAAUUCCACAAAAACAAGAUAAAAAAAAUUAUUUUUUUUUAAAUUCCUACGCAUUACUACAAUCUUCUUCAAGGCACUUAUGAGUGGAAAUUUAUGUUGCAAAAGUUUUCAUCAAGUUAUCACGGAAAAGGAUCAAAUGUUAGAUUUUUCUAACAGCGCGACUGCUCCCGGGUUAAAGCACCCGAAGAACUAGGGGGCAUCCCCCUGCUCAUGGGUACAGGCGCCUAUGCCUUUAGAUGCUAUUUUUAUUAGGUCACAUUCACUUCACUUAUUCACUUUUUUAAAAUAUUUUACAAUCGAAGAUACUGUGUUGUACAAUUAAUGCAAAAUGAGAAACAUUCAAAAUUCUUGUGAAAUUGAUUUAGUCAUUCUGAAAUUUGAAGGAAAUCUUAAUAACACACAUUCUCUUUCAAAAAUUUUGUGUUACAGCAAUCAUUCACUUUAGUAUUUGAUUUUUAUACUAAAAUUUAAAUUGUAUUGAAAUAAUUUUAUUUAUAUUUAAAAUAUUUCAGCCCUUUUGCUGAACUUAGGACGAUAAUGUAAAAAGUAAUUGUGAUAAUAUUGAACGUAAUUUUAGUUCUAUUAAAAUCGAUUUUAUUCCAUACAAAACUUAAAUUAUUUACAAAAUGUAAAGAAAACAUUGUUAGAAAUUUAUAUUGGCAGUCGUUCAUGUCAUUAAGUUUUUUUAUUUCUGAGUUUUUCUUUCUUAAUGUUCUCUAAUAGUAUUUUUGUGGACAUGUGAUUAUCUUCUGAACUUCUUUAACCCAUCUGAACAAUACGUUUUCUAGAGGUUUAAAAACAAAAAUAGUACAUUCUUUCACGGUGUUUGCUGUAAAUUUUAAAGAACCGCUUGGAUUGACAUGAAAUUUGGCAUACGCAUAGCUAACAUGUCAAAGAAAAAAAGUGAUAUUGUGCCGAUGUGUGCUUUUGCCCUGGGGUGACUUUCAACCCCUCUUGAGGGUAAAAAAUAUAUGUCCAAAAUAAGACCGGAAAUGGAUAAACUGACUAAUUUUAAGUAACUUUUGUUCUAUAGAGCUUUUUCGCCAAGUCAACACUUUUCGAGUUAUUUGUGUGUGAAUAUGUUCAUUUUUCAACAAAAUAACAACGUUUCUAGACGGUUUUUCGCAAAUAACUCAAAAAGUAAGUAUUAUGUCGAAAAAAUAUUCUUAGCAAAAAUAUAGACUGUAAAAAAGUAAAAAAAUGGUGUACGCUUGAGGUCUCUGGACCUCGUAGAACCAGAGUUAUAGCCAAUGAAAAAUAGGUUCAUAUUCGCCAAAUUUCAAAUGGAAUAUUUCAACGUGAAAUAUCCAAAAAAUGAAGAACUUUUUGGGGAAACCCCAUUAUAACUGUUUUAAAGUGUUUAAAAUAGACUUUAUUUCUGUUUUUAUAACAAGUUUCUAGCAACAAAUUUAAUGUAAGCAAGUUCCGCUCAAAAUAAAGUUGGUCCCUUUUGUUUUGGCAAAAAAAAAUCAGGAAGAUCACCCCCUAAUUAGCAACUUAAAUGAAAUUAAUCGUUACCGCUUCACAAAUUGCUUUACUUAGGUUGUGUUUAUAUGAUCUGUAAUUUUCAUCGGUUUAAAGUGCUUAUUUUUGAAAAAAUUUGGUUGCAAAGUAAAAUUGUUAAUUUUGAAAAAAAAAAAGGUUUUUUCAAAAUAACUUAAAAAUUAUUAGAGAUACCAAAAAUCUCAAAAAACAAAAAAGUCAGCAUUGCUUCUCUGAAGAUCUUGUAUUUUUUUGUUUUUUUGUAAGCCAAAAAUUGAUUAAGAGGAAACAGUAGCGAUCAACAGGUAGCAACAAACGCGUUCCAAGAUUGCGGCUCUAAUUUUGAAUAUUUUGUCGUGAUAUUUGGCACACAUAUUCGUAAUAUAAUAAAGAAUGGCGGUACAGAGCCCAAUUUCAGAAAUAUGUUGGUAUAUGGAAAUUAAUCUACAACUAAAUAAAAUAUUGAAAAAAGGAGCCUGUACCGCCAUUAAGAAAGUAAAAAAAAAUACACUUUCUUCAAAUAAACAUUUUUAUCCCAUGCCUAGAUUUUGUGUGAUCUUGGAACUACUAAAAAUCGAUUUUUUUAUAACAAGAAAUCGAACGUCACUGACUUGGCAACAUUUCGCGCUUAUGUGUAUAAAAAUUAUUGUUUUUGAUAGUAUAAACGUCACUGUUAGUGUCGAAUUACCGACGCACUGUUGCCUCACUUUUGAAAGUUUGCAUAAUUUUCGAAAUAUUGGACCGCGUUUGUUGCCACCUGUUGAUCGCUACUGUAUCAACUUAAGAUUUGGUGUUUCUAAAUUUGCAUACACUCGUGAUCAGUGACUUGUUAACUACAGUACAGUUAACUACACUUGUUAACUACAGCCCUUUCAAAAAUAAGGACUUUGAACCGAUGAAACUUACAGAUCAUAUAAACAAUACAUACACGAGUAAAGAAACUUGUGAAGUGGUAACGAUUAAGUUCAUUUGAGAUACUAAUUAGGAGGUGAUUUUCCCGAUUUUUUACCAAAAAAAUGGAAUAACUUUAUUUUGAGCAUAACUUGUUUAAUUUUGAUGCUAGAAAUUUUUUUUACAAAACAAAAAUUAAGUUUUUUAAACAGUUUAAAUAAGGUGUAAUACGUUUUUCCCAAAAAGUGCUAUAUUUUUUGGUUAUUUCACGUUAAAGUAUUCCAUUUGGAAUUUGACGAAUAUGAACCUAUUUUUUCAUUAGCUAUAAUUCUGCUUCUACUAGGUAUAAAGACCUAAUAUAUACACCAUUUUUUUCAAUUUUUUACAGGAUAUAUUUUUGCUAGGAAUGUUUUUUCGACAAAAUACCUACUUUUUGAGUUAUUUGCGAAAAACCGUCUAAAAGCGUGGUUAUUUUGUUGAAAAAUGAACAUAUUCACUCGCAAAUAACUCGAAAAGUAUUGAAUUAAUGAAAAAACUCUAAAGAACAAAAGUUACUUAAAAUUAGUCAAUGUAUCCAUUUCCGGACUUACUUUGUACGUAUAGUUUUUCACCCCCGAGAAGGGGUGAAACUCACCCCCAUGACAAAAGCAUACUUCGGCACAAUAUCACUUUUUUCUUUGACUUGUUAGCUAUGUGUAUGCCAAAUUUCAUGUCAAUCUAAGCGGUUCUUUAAAAUUUAGAGGUUUUGCAAUAUUUUACCGUUAAAGAACGUACUAAAAGAUUAGCACGGGGCCAAACCUGGAGAAUACAGUGGAUGUGGUAGCAGUUUAUAGGCCAAAUCGAUCCCUUUGGCCGUGGCGACGGCGAAGGUGAGAGCCAGUACGUUGUCAUGGCGGAAGAUAGGGAAUUUCUUCGCCAAAUGGGGCCGUUAUUUCUAUAAUUCGCGUUCUUCGUAGUACAUUUGCCGGGUUAAGUCAACUAUUUCGACUGCUUCUUGGUCUCUGGCGAGUACCAGUAGAUAAUGUUUUGUCGACAUUCACGAAUUAGCGCAGAAGCUACUUCGGACUGUACUUGAACAGCUUAAAACACUGCUCCGAAGUUGUCACACAGUUGCGCUUAAUGUCCGGAGUAGGCACACGCGACACCAAUCGCACCUACAGCUUUCUCAUGCCCAAAAUUCCAUACAAGAUAACAUACAGCGUGUCCCAAAAGUAGCGGAACGGUCGAAUAUUUCGCGAACUAAACAUCGAAAAACUGAAAAACACGUUUUCAAUAAUUUUUAAAAAUCUACCCAAUGACACCAAACGCGAUCCCCCACUCCACACUCUGGUGUUGCUGUGGGGGGUAUCUUUAAAAUCUUAAAUAGAAACCUCCAGUUUUUAUUGUAGAUUUGGAUUUCUUAUGUAAAAGUAAUCAACUUUUAUUUGAGAUAUUUUUUCGAAUUGUGGAUAGGUGGCGCUGUAAUCGGCAAAAACAAUUUAUUGUGAUACCAUAGAUGAAUUAUAGAAACGCUCUAAUAUCUCGAGAAAUACACUUUCAAAUGAAAAACUAAAAAACACGUUUUCAAUAUUUUUCUAAAACCUAUCAAAUAACACCAAACCUGACCCUCCACCCCACCCCCUACAGGUGGGGUGGGGGUUAGCUUUAAAUUGUUAAAUGGCAACCUAUAUUUUUUAUUGCAGAUUUGGAUUAAUCAUGAAAAAUUAAGCAACAUUUAUUUAAAACAUUUUUUAGAAUUCUUGAUAGAUGGCGCUAUAAUUUGAAAAAAACGAUUUAUUAGCGCCAUCUAUCAACAAUUGUAAAAAUGGUUUCGAAUAAAUGUUGCUUAAUUUUUCAUGACGAAUCCAAAUUUGCAAUAAAAAAUUGGGGUUGCUAUUUAAGAUUUUAGAGUUACCCCCCACCCCACCUCUAGGUUGUGGAGUGGGGGCCGUAUUUGAUGCCAUUCGAUAGGGUUUUCAUUUAAGAUUUCAAAGUUACCCCCCACCCCACUUCUAGGGGAUGGAGUGGAGGGUCGUGUGUUUUGUCAUUCGAUAGAUUUUUGAAAAUUAUUGAACACGUAUUUUUCAGUUUUUCGAUACUAUGUUUAUUUCGAGAAAUAUUCGACCGUUCCGCUACUUUUGGGACACCCUAUAUAACCCUUGUGGUCUUUUGAAAUCUGUACUCUCAUCUCAAAUCUAGCGCAUCUUCAUUCGGCGGUGUACCAAUUCGGCUGAAAUUUUGACAUUAGCCUCUAGGAGAAUGUACUACACCAGCGGAUCUCAAUCUGUGAUACACGUACCACUGGUGGUAGAUAGGUAUUUCAGUUAUUUGGCACCAAAAGUAAUAAAAAGUAUUUUGUGGUGCAUGACUCAAAAAGAUUGAGAACGACUGUACUACACGAUAGUAAUUUCUCUUGUGAUAGUGGCGCCAUCGAACGGUGAAGCUAAGUACUUAUCGCCGUCGUAGUAACGUAUAUAAUUAUAUUCAGCUCGAUAGCUCUAAAAAUUAUCUCAACUACAUACGUCUUUAAACAUUAAGUUAAAUUAUAUCAAGUGGCUUUAACAAUUUAAUUCCCACUGUGCUAUUACAGGGCAAAAGAGUACUAAAUGAAAUUUAAAAAAAUGGCAUAUGGACUUUUAUAGUACCGAUAGCUAAGAAAUUGCUGGCAAUUCUACUUAUCAUAUUUUAUUAUAGUAAUGAUUCUUACGUAUGUCAAUGAUUUAAACUUUUUUUUACAUUUAUUAUAAAUAAAUCAUCAAACCUAAUAUUUUUCCCUCUGAUCAUUAGUAAAUAUUUUCAACCAUCUGACGAUGCUUUAAUAUUUGUUUAUUAAACUAUUAAUGUAUAUUUUCACUAUAUAAAUACUUCCUAGUAUUCCGUAAACGAAGUGAUUCACAUAAAUACAAAAUAAUAACUUUACCUACUACAGUAUUUCUUUAAGUACGUUUUUUUUUAUCUUUUUUGUUCUAAAUCUUUCCAAUAUUUGUAUAUUACUCGAAUUAUGUGAAUCACUAAUGUCGUAACUGUCAUUCCAUAUUAAACAUUCGAAAUCUAUUUUAACAUAUGUGCUCAUAAUUUUAAAUUUAUUGAAUGAGGCUUUUUGCCAGUUCUUAUAUUAAAUUGAUUUUAUUAUGUACAUAGACAGUAUAUUUUAUAUUGUAAAUAAAUAUAUAUUUUAUAAA
Messenger RNA from Diabrotica virgifera virgifera (western corn rootworm), 12379 nucleotides. RefSeq names its product partitioning defective 3 homolog B (gene baz). The record is from RefSeq and is a predicted model, not a curated record. Bases 316 to 4962 code for a protein of 1548 amino acids. NCBI's taxonomy places the organism in Eukaryota, Metazoa, Arthropoda, Insecta, Coleoptera, Chrysomelidae. Gene Ontology annotation, molecular function: protein binding; phosphatidylinositol binding. Gene Ontology annotation, cellular component: cell cortex; apical junction complex; adherens junction. Gene Ontology annotation, biological process: cell adhesion; microtubule cytoskeleton organization; intracellular protein localization. The transcript has 22 exons.